Symbiodinium pilosum is the source of this 576-nucleotide messenger RNA. The record is from the annotation of a GenBank genome assembly. Lineage: Eukaryota; Dinophyceae; Suessiales; Symbiodiniaceae.
AUGCCCUGUAUGUUCCGAUCCUUGAAGCUCGGUCCCGUCGUUGUUGCCGGCUUCGUCCUAGUUGAAGCCUCAAACCAACAGAGGCUUAGCGUAGCUGCGGUUGGCCACCCCCGUUGCCGAGCUGUGGUGUCUGCCGACUGCUGGCUGAAGCCUGGAGUCUCCUACUUUCUGCUGCCAUUGAGCCUGCAUGAGCGGGAAGAGAUGCCGGUGGUCUUCUCCUGUUUCAGCCGGAAAGCUGUGCAGAUCCAGGAGCACACCUUCUCGGAAUCCGCUGUGAUGGCAUCGUGGAGCGCCUUCAUCAAGUCAACGGACCAAUCUCCUGACACCUUCCACGGUGCGAAGGUUUACACUGCCAAGAGCGGUGGGGGUUUGGUCGCGGCUUUGGCCGAGAAUCACAGCCGGGGCUACUUCCAGGCUGAGCUGACCUUCAAUGCCCUGGAGGAUGGCAAGCUCCUCUUCUCCAGGGGCGCCAACAUCACCAAAGACUGGGUUGCUCCCGGCCAAGCUCAAAUCCUCCAGGAUUGCCGACGCGGGGUACAGGCCCUGUACUACGCAGGGUGGCAGGGUGUCAUGUAG